Messenger RNA from Paramecium octaurelia, 936 nucleotides. The record is from the annotation of a GenBank genome assembly. Lineage: Eukaryota; Ciliophora; Oligohymenophorea; Peniculida; Parameciidae.
AUGAGUUCUCCAGACACCAAUUCCAAUCGACAUCAAACUAAAAAGAGGUCCAAGCUUGACUCCAAUAAAUCUUACUCCUUUUACGAUUCCUUUGUCACUCGAAAAGACAUCAUUAAAUUGGCCUCCUUGGAAACAUAAAACCAAUAAAGGGAAUUUCUUAAAACUGUCAUUGUGCGAUUUGAAGAAGGACACAAAAAAGGAGGAGUAUUCACCUUCCCAGUUUACGAGCUCAUCUCCUUUUAAUAUUAUCAAGCUCAAACCAUAUCGAAAGUAUUAUUUGGCAUCAAUUAUUCCUAGGCUACAGAAGAGUCUCAAUAAUAGUGUAAAUUGGCCGUCUUCUCAGAAUACCUGUUGCAGAUGUACAACUAUCUUAAAAAUUACACAUUUGAAUAGAAAUCUGCCUUCAUGUCAUUAGGAUUUUACAUUUUUGUAGAGAGUUUAGAGCGCAAAAUUACAUAAAUCGAUUCAUAUGAAAUAUUCAAAAGGUUACUCAGACCUAAGAUACUAUUGACAAACACAUACAAUUUGCCCAUAUUUACUUAGGAACACAUCAUGGAAUUCAAUAAAUUUAUGACAAGCUAUUUUUAUAGGUGAUCUGUACAGAAUAUUAUUAGAUAUUAUUCCCUAUAUGAAUUAAGAAUGACCACUUAUUAAGAAGUCAAUAUCUUUGGUAGAUUAAAAGGGGAAAACCCAGUACAAGUAGAAAAAGAAGAGGACAAAGAUUCCAUAUAAGAAGAAGACGAGUUUAACUUCAAAGAUGUAGAAGUUCAUCUAGAUGAUGAAGUCUAACCUGAACAAGAAGUAAAGAAGAUCAAUGAAAAAGAUGAAGAAUAAAUUGAAAAAUUGAUGGAAUAAUACAAAUUGAAUUGGAAUACAAGAUUAGAUGGAUCAUCAUUAUUGUAAGAGGCUGAAAAAAUAUUAACAAAGAAAAAAUGA